CUUCCGCUCUUCACUCCCCUCCCCUCGCGCUCUCCUCUUUCUCCUCCUCUCCUGAUUCACGAGGCCCAAGCCUACCGCCAAAGGUCUCGAUCUCCAGCGGGGCUCUCCGGCGCACUUUCUCGUGCCUCGGGGACCCCGAUCCGCCGCCGAGAUCCCGUUCCCGGAUGCACUGAUCAGAUCGUUCCUGAAGACUUGGUUCGCUCGGAUAUGGCGGCGAACGGCAUGAAGGUGGCGCUGCACCGGCAGGUAUCCGGCGGCUCGAUGAAGCACAACGCGGAGCUCCGGCGGCAGGCGUCGCUGGAGUCCCCGCGGACGGGGCGGGCGACGAGCCGGUUCCUGUUCGGGCGGCAGUCGUCCAUGGACCCGAACCGGCGGCGCGGCCGGAGCCAGAGCCCCGUGGGGUCGUCGGCGGAGGACCUGACCGUGCCGGAGAACCUGGACGCCACCAUGCAGCUGCUCUUCUUCGCGUGCCAGGGCGACGCGAUGGGGGUCGAGGGCCUGCUGCGGAGCGGCGUCGACGUCAACAGCAUCAACCUCGACGGCCGCACCGCGCUGCACAUCGCCGCCUGCGAGGGACACCGCGACGUCGUCCGGGUGCUGCUCAACUGGAAGGCCAACAUCGACGCGCGUGACCGCUGGGGCAGCACGGCAGUAGCUGAUGCCAAGUUCUAUGGCCACUCUAGGGUCUACGAUCUCUUGAAAGCUCAUGGUGCAAAAAUUCCGAAAAACAAGAGGACGCCGAUGAUGGUAUCGACCCCCGGCGAGGUACCGGAGUACGAGUUGAACCCCGGCGAGGUCCAAUUCCGGCGCGGCCACGAUGUUACACCGGGCAUGUAUCAUAUUGCGAAAUGGAAUGGGACCAAGGUUUCCGUAAAGAUACUUGACAGAGAAGGCUGCUCCGAUCAAGAUGCCGCAAACUCUUUCAGGCAUGAGCUGACUGUACUGGAGAAGGUCCGGCACCCUAAUGUUGUUCAGUUCGUCGGGGCCGUGACACAGCACAUACCUAUGAUGAUUGUUUCUGAACUUCAUGAAGAGAAAGACUUAACCGCCUGUAUUCAGAAGAAAGGGAAGUUACAUGGUCAGAAGGUGCUAAGAUAUGGCCUUGAUAUUGCCAGGGGCAUGGCCUAUCUCCAUCAGUGCAAACCGGACCCCAUCAUACACUGCGACCUAAAGCCAAAAAAUAUCUUCCUGGAUAGUGGAGGCAACCUCAAAAUUGCAGGAUUCGGAGUGACAAGGAUGUCGAAGAUCGGCUCUGACAAAAUGAGAUUGGUCCAUCAAGAGGAUCUUGUUGACAGCUUCAGUUACCACACUGCACCUGAGCUGUACAGAAAUGACGCAUUUGACUCAAGCGUCGAUGCCUACUCGUUCGGUUUCAUCCUCUAUGAGAUGGUUGAAGGAUUAGUGAGAACACCAGAGGAUUCAGGACACUCAAUCCGGUUCGAGGGGGUGCGGCCAUCACUGAAGGGAAAGCUCAAGGGCUAUCCCCCAGACUUCAAAGCGCUGAUCGAGGAAUGCUGGCACCCUCAGGCCAUGGCUCGGCCGACGUUCUCGGAGAUCAUCAUCCGGCUGGACAAGAUCUACGCGCACUGCGCCAAGCAAGGGAGCUGGAAGGACUCGCUGAAGAUUUGGUUGGUAUCCCGGCGAUUUAAGCGAAUUAAGUACCGCUCAGUGAAGAGCAGAAUUCACACUGAACUGUGAACAGUAAUGUUCAGAAGAAAAAGAUCAUGCAUUUCCUUGGAAACAAAAACACGCACACGAUGAACUGAAAAUUUGCUCUGCGUUGCCCUGUGUUUUACAGGAAAUGACAUGGCCUGCUCGCCUUCUUUGUGUACAUAUCGCUGCGAACGCGUCUCCUUCCGGGGGGGAGACUGAGUGCUGUUAAGGUGGAGGAUCACGUGCCAUGUUGAUUAUUUUUUUUUGGUACGAAUUGUAACAGAUUGUGAGUAAAAUCGGUCAGAACGACACGUAUACGCCCUUUUCUUUCAGUGCAGUGUGAAGCAGAAUGCAAAUGUUGUUGAUAUUCUCGUAGA
Molecule: messenger RNA, 2030 nt
Organism: Setaria italica (foxtail millet)
Lineage: Eukaryota; Viridiplantae; Streptophyta; Magnoliopsida; Poales; Poaceae
Product: serine/threonine-protein kinase STY8
Exons: 11
Coding region: 208-1698 (496 amino acids)
Biological process (GO): protein phosphorylation
Molecular function (GO): ATP binding; protein binding; protein kinase activity
Source: RefSeq, a predicted model, not a curated record